Messenger RNA from Boeremia exigua, 2378 nucleotides. Its product is annotated as acetolactate synthase I/II/III large subunit. Gene Ontology annotation, cellular component: mitochondrion; acetolactate synthase complex. The coding region runs from base 235 to 2208 and encodes 657 amino acids. Gene Ontology annotation, biological process: L-valine biosynthetic process. Gene Ontology annotation, molecular function: thiamine pyrophosphate binding; acetolactate synthase activity; magnesium ion binding. NCBI's taxonomy places the organism in Eukaryota, Fungi, Ascomycota, Dothideomycetes, Pleosporales, Didymellaceae. The record is from RefSeq and is a predicted model, not a curated record. The transcript has 4 exons.
GAGCUACUGGCGGGAGCUAUGGUCAACAAGCGGGGUACCCCCACAUCGUGAACCUCGUCCAACGGCAGCGCAUGCUGGUAGGUCUCACGAGAUGCUCUCGACGACGCGCAAGUCUAGGCACUGGAUGCCUUUCACCGAUCCAGUGUCUCUACUCCUGCCCUUCAGCUCCCCACAUCCUUCUUGACAUCGAUUCUUUCAACCCUCAAGGACAGAGCUCUGAUUACAAGAAACACCAUGGCGCCCCACAGUAUAGAGCUCAAGCAUCCAAAAGGUCGUGAGCUGCUAGGCGGCGAUCUUCUUGCGCAAUGUCUGCACCAGCUUGGUGUCCGUACUGUAUUUGGUCUGCAUGGUGGCCAUCUCGAUGCCUUCCUGAUGGGAUGCUCAGAUGCAGGCAUUGAGCUCAUUGAUACACGACACGAGACUGUCGCUGUGCAGGCAGCUGAAGGGUAUGCCAAGGUUAGCGGUAAUACCGGCUGCUGCUUCGUUACCGCCAACAGUGGCUUCUGCAAUGGACUUCCUGGCCUGGCCACGGCGUUUGCGGAUCGAAGCCCCGUCUUCUGCGUCACGAGCAGCCCACCCCUGAGAGACGCAGAGACGAAUUGUCUUCAGGGCUUCCAUGAUCAAGUAGUGCUUGCCAAGCCCGUUACCAAGUUUGCACAUCGCGUCACAAACGUCGGCGAGAUUCCUCGCAUUACAAGUCUGGCCUGGCGCAUGGCCAGCUCGGGAACGCCCGGACCGGUUCUUGUUGACUUUCCGAUUGAUGUGCUAUUCACGCCUGUGGAGAAGGAGUCGAUUGCCUGGGGAAAUGUCACUGGUCCACUUGUAACAAUGCCUGGACCUGACCCAGCUGCCAUCGAUCAGAUAGCAUCGCUUUUGCAAGAAGCUGAAAGGCCUGCUAUCAUUGUGGGUACCGGGGCUCGCAGCGCUGUCGAUGACAUUGUGGCCCUGGCUGAUGCUAUUAGUAUCCCCGUCUUCCAUAGCCCAAAGUUCAGUACUGGCAUUCCGACAAAUCAUUCUUUCCAUGCUGGAUCUGCUCUUAAUCUUGGUCUUCUCGCCGCAACUGGCAAGCCACAACCAGAUUUGGUUCUCCUCUUGGGUGCACGCACAGGUUUCCUUCUCGGUGGUCGCAGCGGCGCCAUAGUACCCACCAGCUCUUGCAAGAUUGUUCAGAUCGACAUCGACGGUACUGAGAUAGGUCGCUCGGAGCACGUUGACCUAGGUAUUGUGUCAGAUAUUAAACUCGCCGUCUCUGCACUGAACAGAGCUGUCAGCCAAGACAACUCCAAGUACAAGACGAAAGAGGCGUGGAUUCGCACAGCCUUGGGCCUCAAGUCUUUCCGCGCCUCUCACAAUGAAAGCGAACCCAAGAUCGAUGAGACCAACGGGCACUUGCAUCCUUACCAUGCCGUCAAGAAGUUGUUCCAGUUCAUCCCCAACGGCUCGAUAAUCUGCAUCGACGGCGGCGAAGUCGGCGGCUGGGCUCUGCAAAACUUACCCGAAGCAUCUGCCUCCCUCUCCAUGGUCUGCACCGGCUACCUAGGCUUCCUGGGCAACGGCUGGGGCUACUCUCUUGGCGCCGCCGUCGCCGACCGCUCACGCCUCGUCCUCAACAUCCAGGGCGACGGCAGCGCCGGCUUCCACCUAGCCGAGCUCGACACCUUCAGGAAAUUCAACCUGCGCGUCCUCACCGUCGUCGUCAAUAAUGAAGUCUGGGGCAUGAGUCUCGCGGGCCAAGACAUGAUCUACGGCGACACCACCACCGUGCGACCCGCGUCGAGGCUCAACAAGUCUACCCGCUACGACAUUAUUGCGCAGGGUUUCGGGCUGCCGGGUCUCUUGGUCGACGCCACGGCCUCGCUCCCGCAGUCGCCGCUCGAUCCGCGCCGCACGUCGUUCCUAGACCGGGGCUCAAGCGACGAGACGCGUGCGCAGAAGGCGCUGAAUGCACUGGGCGACGCGAUCGAUGAGGUUGUGCAGAGCGAGGGACCCGGGUUGAUUGAUUUGCGGGUCAGCAAUCGACCGCAUCAGGAUAUGACGAAGAGUAUGGUCGGUAUGACGAGCGAUCCUGAUGUGAUUGUUGUGCCAUAUUAUGACAAUCUGCCUAGGCCGUAUUAUAAGGGUAAGGGGAAGGUGGGAGAGGAAGGGGAGAGGAGGGAUAGUGGAGCGCAGCAGGGUGUUGGGCAGGGUAUUGAGCAGGGUGCGUAUUAAGUAUCUAUUGGACUUCGGUUGGGGGUAGCGAUGUGAGUUCGCAAUGCUAAAUGGCCCGUUGGCCUGAUUGUACUAGCUGAUAGUAGUGCUGAGCUGCGAUUGUUCUGGUGUAAUACGUGACGAUGACUUGGAGGACUAUAGAGCGAGUGGGUGACGCAUCUUAAACUCCU